AUGCCGUCACGUCAGAGUAUAGAUUCCGAUUACAAUGCGCUGUUCGAGAGGGACGAACAGUUGCAACAUUCUGCCAAUGCGUUGUCAGUGUAUAGACAGGAUCAUAGACGCAAUGGUGGGAGUGGGACGAGGGGGUCCGGGUCGUUGUCAAGCAUCAAAAGACACAUUGUAAACGUCGAUGGUGUCACGAAAUUGAAUUACGAGAUGAUUAAGAAUACACCAGGGAAUUUCGUGCUUAGGGAUGACGCGGCAACACCCAUCGAUGAGGAGGAUGACCCCUCGGAGGAAAUUCAGUUCGCUGAAUUAGACGCCAUCAAGACCAAAUGCUACAAAAGCGCACUGUACGCCAUGAACGACGAAUACUUGAGAUCAUUGGAGACGGGGGCGAUGUCUAGACACCACACUGCAAAGAGUAGUACCCACACAACGCCCUUAUCCCCAGAGGAACAAGUAGAAUGCCUAUAUGAGAUACAAAAAAACUUGAUCCACGACUACCGCAAAGUUUGCCAAGAGGAGAAGAAAUGGUUUGUGCUGAAGGAACUACUACUUGAUGCAAACCUGGAAUUGGAUCUGUUCAGCGAACAAGAGAGAGUACCGUCAAACAAAGCACAAGAGCCGUACAGGAUAACAAAGAUAAACCUCGGAACGAUCAACCCUCCAAAUAACAACACACUUUCGGCGAUCAAUGCCCUCAGCUUCCAUAGAAAGAGGAAGCUAGACACGGAGAGGUGA
Huiozyma naganishii CBS 8797 is the source of this 732-nucleotide messenger RNA. It is a transcript of the gene IES3, whose product is annotated as Ies3p. The transcript has a single exon. The record is from RefSeq and is a predicted model, not a curated record. The coding region runs from base 1 to 732 and encodes 243 amino acids. NCBI's taxonomy places the organism in Eukaryota, Fungi, Ascomycota, Saccharomycetes, Saccharomycetales, Saccharomycetaceae.